Molecule: messenger RNA, 6293 nt
Organism: Folsomia candida
Lineage: Eukaryota; Metazoa; Arthropoda; Collembola; Entomobryomorpha; Isotomidae
Exons: 5
Coding region: 2782-3999 (405 amino acids)
Source: RefSeq, a predicted model, not a curated record
AGUCAAGGUAGGGUCAAGGUGGUUCAAACUUUGAGUCAUGUACAUAGAUUUUAGAACUUAUUGGAACAAGUACAAAAUUGAGUAAAUUAGAUAAUUGAAUUAGUCUAGAGAUAAGAUAAACUUCGUCUAGGAAUUAAAAUAUAUGAUAAAACAUGAGACAUUUGAGUUCAUGCAACAAGGACAUACAAAAAUGCAUGAGAAAUAAUGCUGAUAUCGAACAGCUGCCAAGUGUCGAGUCUGGCUUAGCGUGCAAGUCAUCUUUCUCGUGCCGCUGACCUUCUUCUUUUUUGCGAGGUUGACAUCCUCCGCUCCUAACGACCUUGCCCGAGCUGUUGAGCUUAUCAUCAACGCUGGUUGCAUGCUUGUGAUGUACGCGUUUAUAAAUGAGUUGCAGGGGGAGGAAGCAGCCAAACGGGUAGGGCAAGAGAAAGCAUAUUGUGGUCAAAAGGUUUAAAUAAUUUUGCUCAUUUUUCUGUUUCCAUGCUUAACAAAAAAAAUAUGUGUAAGAAUUAAUCCUGAAGAAAAGACACAAAUGCAAUUUGAUAAAAUUUCGGAAAUUUUAAAAAUUCAAAUAAAGCUUGAGUCACGGUUAAAAUUUUCACACAAUUCUAACCAUACAUAAGUACACUCUAAGAAAUUGGGUGAUCGGCGUUAUCACCGCGCGAGUGGAGAUAGCGAGCAUCACCGUAAUGGUGAUAAACCUAUCACCGAAAUUUGUCACCAUUGCUGGUGAUCGUCACUACCACCACAUCCUGGUGGUAGCUUCGCUAUACACGUGACUUGCAGAGGGGCAAGUUUGUCCUACUCCACGUACCAGAAACAGCAGCGGAGUUGCAAUGGUAAAAUUACUUCGUAUUUCAAAGUUUAAGAGGAAAAAAAUAACACCGUACCGAAACAGUUAUCGUGAAUUUAUUGACACAGGUAAAAAAUUAAAAGUUUAAACUUAGCUAAUUUUGGCCUAGUUGGAGAGAAAUUUAACUUGGAUGUGGAUCUGGAGGAAUGUGCAGAAAUUGAAGGAUUUUGACGAGGUAAUAUUUGCAUAAAAUUUAGUUGCCUAUUUGUUGAAUCUGUACAUAAUUAAUUACGUAACAUAUUUUUUUCUCAUUGGUCGGCCAACUGUAAUCAAUCUGGAGUCUAUAACUCACGAAUGUGGUCACUGGUUGCACUUCAAAAAAUCUCGAUAGUACAACGGAAUCUCUGCAAAUAAGUAAAUAUGUGGCAAAGUUGUUUUAACGGUAAGGAUAAAUCAAUAAAGUCAGAUAUUUUGACCAAUCUAAAUGAAAGUUAAUUAUGUAUUUUAAACUUUAAUUGAUUUCAGUCAGUGUCCUAUGUCGUGACUGGAAACUAUUCACAACUUCAAUUGCUGGUGAAAUUCCACAAUGGCGAGGGACAAACGUUUUACAUGUAUAAAUACAUAUAAAAUAUUCAUUAUCUGUGAAAUUAUUUGAAUAAAGCAAUAAAUUGUGAAAAAUGCGACAUUUUGUACGAAGUACCGAAAUUAUUUUUAUCUAUCACCAGACAGUGAAAAGGCGAGCUAAUUAUGGUGGUGAUAUGUCACCGUGCGGUGAUAAAAAAUUUUAAUCCUUCUACCACUACCCGGUAGACGUGUAUCACCAUGAUGGUGAUCGCACUUUCUAUCACCGCGCUGUGGUUGGUGACCACCAUUGCGGUAGAGUCACAUAUAGUCACCGCUUGGUGACAGUCCGGUGGUAAAAUUUCUUAGAGUGUACAUAUAAUUAUAUUUUAUUUCAUAUUUUUAGCUGGGUAAAUUAAUUGGAGUUAUGUAUAAUUAAGUUAAAUUAGUCGCAAAUUCGGUUAAUUACAUAUUCACUCGUGGUAAUAAAAAGUCCAUCAAAAUAUUUAUUUGCAUUAUUUUAUUAUGAUUUACUCGGUAAAUGAUUUACUCGGUCAAUCAAUGAUACUCUUCAUCUCGUCGACAUGGACGCAUUUGUCCAGGUCCUAGGCUACACUCAAGCUGCGGAAAAGAAUGACACUUGCAUCACACUUUUUCGUCCUUGCCAUUGAUGACUAGAAUUACUUAUGCGAAUCCGGGUCACGGUACUUGACAAGGAUAAGAGCGGAUUUAUCGAUACAUAAAUGCAUACGAAUUCGAAUCUGUCAUUCCAUUAUUGCUCAGACAUGAUCCAUGUUUCCCACAAGUAAACUUUGACAAGUUUGACAAGUGGUGGAAGCUGACACAAAUAAGGAAGGGAAAGUUAGCAUUGCACAGGCUGUCGAGUCGUUUAACAAAAAUGCCAAAAAAUGAAUAAACAUUAAUUUGUAAAUGAUACAUGCAUAUUCGUUUAUUGUUACCAUUUUGGAGAAUUUUGUGCUGAAAUUUCUAAGCACUUCAAAAUAUAUUAGUAAUUGACAGAGUUUUGAAAUUCCGAACAGGAUCAAUACCCCGGUGUGCCACAAAGGCUCUUGAAACAGUUGGCAAGUAGUCGCCACCGGCGGCAAAGAGUCGCAGAUUUUGCCGACAUCCAGCCGAGUACUUGCCACCGCUUUCCCGCCGCCAUUUUCACUCGGCAAACCAGUGUAUUUGCCGGACUUAAUCUGUCUACUUGCCGUCGACGGCCCAUCCCAGGCCAUAGCAAGCUUUAAAUGGUAUUUAAGAUUUUGCUUCUGGCCACAUUCUUGCCAACUACGGCCCGACUCGAAUGAGAUACCAAAAUGCCCCAACUCUUACUUAAAGUAGAGGAAACUUAAAAACCUCCACACCGUCAACAUUCUGUCCAUCAAAUCAGUAUUUUGUCUUUAUUCCAUUAAACGUACUUUGUCAUGAUUAAAUUUGCAGUAGUUAUAUUUCCCGACGAAGAUAACGCCAUUGACGUUAUAUCGUCAUCUUGGAUUCUUCCGCCACUUAUUGCAAAUGGGGGGACCCAAGUGAAGAACUGCAGAUAUCCACCAUCAAAAGUUCGAGGUGCAAAACUAGCCAAACUUGUUUGCAAUCAUCAACCCCCAUCUUCGGAUUGGUUGGUCUGUUCUUGUCGAGUUUUGAAAGAGUAUGGUAAGCAGUUUGUUGCAAAAAAGUAUAUGGCAAAACUAAUUACUUGCUGUUAUCUAUGUUAUUUUCUAGACAAUUAUUUGACCGCCCGUGAAGCAUCAAUUAGGGCGGAAGAAACUUCCAACUUGGAGCCAUCUUCCGUUGAGGAGGCAGAUUCUAGGCGAAUCCGAAAACGCAUACAAAACAAAGUAAAGCCGCCACCGUGUAAUUCCAAUAGCAACAAGCUUCAAAAAAUAAUUGCUGUAGCCGAAGAUUCUAGCGACGAAUCCAACACGUUGGAGGACGACAACCCGACAACUUUUUGCCUUGGAUUAGUUAGAGAAACAGCCGAUUUGGAAAGGGGCGGUUAUGAAGGUGCAGCUAAUGACAACACAUUAUUUGCACCACCUCAUGGACAAAUAGAAAUAUACCCAGGAGGAGGAGAUCAAAACACUUCCGCAACCCACCAGGCAGAGGAUGUCGAGUUUAAAAAUCAGUUCGUACAGUUUCUAGAGGAAAAUAGAAAAUUUCAAGAUGCGGUGAUUUCCAAGCUAGAAAUAAUUUCUAGUAAGUUGAAGCACAUUAAUCUUGGGACGACGUGUGCAAAAAAUAUUAAAUUGACUGGAGCCCCGCUACUGCCUUUAACCAGCAAGGAUGGUUUAGCUUCCCUCAUAACCUGGCUUGGUAUUGAUAAAAAUAGUGACCUAAUGAUCGAUUAUCUAAGUCUACACGGAGGAGAAAAUGUUUCUGCAGUAACCGGAAGCAUUCUUUCUGAAAUAUUUACGAACCAGUUCGCAACAGUAGUUAGCUUUACUGGACAAGGACAAAAAGCGGUUUGUGGCAUAAAGGACUCAAUAUUACCUAAAUUAAUCACAAAGUCGGUGCGGUCAAAUAAAGGCUUUAGCCAAGCAACAGAUUUCGAGGUGAAGCAGGCAAUAAUAAACUGGUUGAAGAACGCUGGUGACAGAGGUGGGGGUCGAGCAGCUCGUCGUCAACGUCAUUUGACAGGAUGAAUACAGUCACCCCGAGAACGGAAUUACGCCGCAGAAGAAAAGCAACAUCACGUAUAUUGCAAUUUAUUAGAAGUAAGACGAUAGGAAAUACUGUGCCGACAUUAUUAUUUAGUGAAGAAAUUGUAGAGCCACCAGUGAAUGUUCAAAUAGUUGAAACUGAAAUAAGUAGCGCUGAACCCUCAGAUUUUGUAUUAGACAACAGUCAAGUAAAUGUUGAGUCAGAUAUCAAUUUUCCUUUACUUUUGCCAGAUAGUCUUCGUCUGUGGGCUACAGCACAUAAUGUUACACAUAUGUGUCUCCGAGAACUGAUAACCAUUAUAAAUCCACAUAUUAACAAUAUUCUUCCUCUCGAUCCUAGAACAUUAAUGAAAACGCCACGACAGAUAGUUAUAGAAAAGCUAGGUGGAGGUGAACUAGUUUAUUUCGGUAUAAAAAAAGGUGUGGAAAGACGGCUAAAACUAAAAUUAUCGGAUUGCAAUUUUCCAAUUAUUAAAAAAUGGCAGCAUGAGUCUAUUUCGAAAAUUAUUUCAAUAUCAGUUGGUAUUGACGGGGUACCGAUUUCUCAAAGUAAUACUAAGUCGUUUUGGCCAAUUCUUGGUAUGCUGGACCAAGCUGUAGAUUCAAGGCCAUUUAUUAUUGGAUUAUUUUGCGGCAUGUCAAAGCCAAAAGAUACUUUAUUUCUUAAACAAUUUGUUGACGAAGCAUUAGAAUUAGAAAGGACUGGUAUUUUAUUUAAAGACUUACAAUUUGCAUUUAAAAUAUCUUGUAUAAUAGCUGAUGCACCAGCUAGAAGUUUUAUAAAAGGGUGCAAACAGCAUAAUAGCUACAACUCGUGUGAAAGAUGCGAACAGGAAGGUGAAUGGCUUGGAAGAGUAAUUUUAAGAGAGACAGUAUGUCCACAGAGAACGGAUGAUAAAUUUAUUAAAAAAACGGAUGCAGAUCAUCACACAUACGACAGUGAAUUGCUGAGAUUAAAUUUAGGCCUGGUGUCACAAAUAGUACUUGACCAUAUGCAUUUAGUUUUUCUAGGAGUAACUAAAAAAUUAUUGAACAUUUGGGUGAAAGGUAAAUUGCCGCACCGACUUAGUUCACAACAAGUUUUAAUUUUAUCUAGAAAUUUAAUUCGACUUAGACCUUUUGUAUCCCGUGAUUUUCAACGCAAACCUCGUGGGCUCGACGAACUAAAUCAUUUCAAGGCCACUGAAUUUAGACUUUUUUUGCUGUACUCUGGAAUAGCAGUAUUAGGCGAGACACUUCCACUAAAUAAGUUUAAAAAUUUUCUAAAAUUACAAGCAGCGAUGUCAAUAUUAUUAUCUCCUAAUGCAAGUAUAAAAUCGUGGAAUGAUGUAGCCAGGUCGUUGCUCAUACAAUUCGUAAAAGAAGUUGAAUUAAUUUACGGUCCAGAAUUUAUGAUAUAUAAUGUGCAUUCAAUUAUACACAUUUGUGAUGAUGCAUUGAAUUUUGGUAAUUUGUCCAGGGUCAGCGCAUUUCCUUUCGAAAGCUAUAUGCAGAAACUAAAAAGCAUGCUGCAUGCUAAAAAUUAUCACCUGAAUCAAGUAGCGAAACGCUUACAAGAAAUUGAGGCAAUUGAUUUUGCGACAAAAAUUAUGAAAUCUAGUACGCAACAGUUUUCUAAUAGUAAAUAUGAUAAUUGUUUCUACUUAGGAGAUGGUACUUAUGUAAUAUUAAAAUAUAUUAACCUAUCCAUAAAAUAUGCAGAGUUUUACGAGGUUAUAAAACUUGAUAAAUUUCCGGAAUAUCCAUUCAAUAGCUUAACCGUAAAUAUAUUUCUAGCUAAAAUUACGACUAAUGUGAGGAUUGUUAAUUACAGUGAAGUUAUGUAUAAAUGUUUACUUUUACCUUAUAAAAAUAUGUACUUGUGUUUACCACUUCUUCAUACUUUAAAAUAAAUAACAAAUGAAAAAGUAAAUAAUAUGUGCAAUUACUGGUGGCAUUUGGAUGGGUAUAAGCAUUUCCGCAGGUCUGAGCCAUGGUCUUGCCACCGGUGGCAAGCCGGUAUCAAGUUGGCGUGCCAACUGGAAUACGAAGUUGGCCCGUACGCGAUCGCCACCGCCAAGCCACCUAUGGCCAUUCGACAUUUCCUGCAGUUUGCCGACCCAUUUUGGCCGCAGCUGCGCCUACUGCGGCCCUGCUAGUUUGGCAAAUCGGGACUAUAUAUGUAUGUAAAUGUAUUAAAUGCGUAAAGUAAAUAUGAAAAGUGUAUUAAAGAUAAUAAAAAUGUCAACUACAUAGAUAAAUCUACUUUCAGGUAUCAGAUUCUGAUAUUAGUAAGU